Nicotiana tabacum (common tobacco) is the source of this 2922-nucleotide messenger RNA. RefSeq lists its product as uncharacterized. The record is from RefSeq and is a predicted model, not a curated record. NCBI's taxonomy places the organism in Eukaryota, Viridiplantae, Streptophyta, Magnoliopsida, Solanales, Solanaceae.
UGGUUCUCUUCCUCUCUUCAUCAAAAUCACAUAAAUCUCUGACACUUAGCUCUGUUCAGCGCUGGUUUUUCCUCCUUCAUUUCUCUUCAAGAAAAAACAGAGGCAUCAAUGGCUGGAGAUCUUGUUUUUACCCCUGAAGAAAUGGUGAUUGACAAGGGACUAGGAUACCCAAAGGCCUAUGCCAAGAUCUGUAAAGACAGAAGCUUUGGCCCCUUCAGCCGCGGCCCUCCUUUCGCUUUCACUCCCUAUUCUCUACCACAUCAUGAGGUUUUGAGAGCCAAAGAAUUGGAUGACAUGUUCCCUAUCAUUGAUCCAAAUGCACAACCCAGUACAAAACCGAAGAUUUUCCUGUCUCUUUUGUGGAAGCAACUCAACCAUCUCGGGAAUGCAGGGUUUGAUCCUGAAGUAUUUCGAGUAGACUCAUAUGGCAAUGUUCUGUAUUAUCAUGCUGAUUCAGCUUCACCUCUGGCUUGGAAAAUUGAUCAUUGGUUUCCUUGCUCCAGAGGAGGACUAACUGUUCCAAGCAAUCUGAGGAUAAUGCAGUGGCAAUCAUGUAAGAAAAAGAAUAAUAAGCUGGAAUUCCUUAUACCCUGGUGGGAUCUGCAAGUUGGUAUAUCCAUAAACCAGUUCCUGUCCAUCUUUGCUAUAUCAAAUUCAGAUUUCAGGCGCAGAGCAUUUUCAUGGUUGUUUUCUGAAGGUGAAAAUGAAGAACUGAAUGCCUCACAAACUGUUGAUUCCCAUGUUUUUCCUCAUCAUUUUGUUGAAUCGCAAGAAAAGAUUGGCCUGGCUCCAGCUGCUGUUGUUCUAAGUCGAAGAGAGUCUUUUGAUUCUUCCUCUACUCUGAAAUCCUUGGAUAUAAAUAGAAGACCAAGAUCAAACACUCCUAUUGUAGCUUACAAAAGAUCAAAGGCGGAUUUGAAAGAAAAUGAAGAUCCAGGCAUGGUGACCAAUCCAUACCAAGCUAUUGUGAUGGCUAGAGAUUCUUUGAGACACAGAGAAGAGACUUCAAAGAUGCAGGCAGAAAUUCAGAAAUUAGACGAUGAAGUGGGUGAAUUAAAGCAAAAGACUGAGGAGGAGAAAGCAGCCGUAGAAGAACUGGAGCUAGUCCUAAUAAAGAAAAGGAGGAGAGCAGAGAAAUGUCGACGACUAGCUGAGGCACAAUCUUCUUAUAGAGCUAUGCUAGAGAAGAUGAUUCGAGAUGCCAUGCACCAGAGUGUUGUGUAUAAAGAACAAGUGAGGUUGAAUCAGGCAGCAGCUAAUGCUCUUAUGGCAAGACUUGAAGCUCAAAGAGCAAUUUGUGAUUCUGCAGAGAGAGAGCUACACAAGAGAUUCAAAUAUAGAGAUGAACUCGAGCAACAGAUAAGACCUGAGUGGGACCAAACAAGAAAAAGAUCAAGAAUGGAUGAAUUUCCAGAUGAAGAGGGAGAUGAGAAGACUCUCCUCUGUCUUCCUGGCAGCAGCUCAAGGGCAGAAUUAGAGAAAGAUGAUCAGAGAGUUCUAUGCUUGCCAGGGAUGAAGUCCAAUGACAGUAUGCAUAAGGAACUAAGAGUAUUUCUGGACGAGGAGCAGAAAGCAUAUGAGGCAAGACUCUCUCUAAAUGGAGGACAAGAGAAAGAAAGACAAAGCGACAAGGCUAUUGUGCAGGCAAAGGACGAGGAUCCAACAGAGAAGAAGAUUCAAAAUACAGAAAUACAAGAAGAAGGGAUAACAUACAAUGCCGGGUUUCCCACUUUUCAUGAAGCUGAAAGAGAGGAGGAGGACGACGAGAGCAGAAAGCAACGUGGGAAAGGAAAUGUUGAAAAAUGGCUUCAGUUGCUUUUGGAUAACUCCCAAGAACCUACCAACUUUAGUGUUCAGACUGCUGAGGAGAACAAUAAUGGUAAGAAAACACUUAAUGCAGGAGAAGAUGAAACUAAUGAGAUUGAUGGCACGAUAAGAAAGCAGAACAUCAGACAUCCACAGAACGAGAUAAAGAAAUCCAGAUCAGAGGAGUCAGAAAUAGCUGAGAAACAGCCGCAGAAAGCGGCCAAACAGCUAGAUAAAGAAAUCCAGAUCAGACAUCCACAGAACGAGAUAAAGAAAUCCAGAUCAGAGGAGUCAGAAAUAGCUGAGGAUGUGAAACAGCCACAGAAAGCGGCCAAACAGCUAGAAGAAACAAAAAGAGAGGAAAUUGUUGAAAUGGCAGAGAGGAAAUCAUCAUUUUCAAACAGAGAAAUUGGAAAAAAAGAAGAAAGAACUGAGCUUAAAGGUCAAAAAACACCAUCCAGGAAUCCUCCUCCCUACAGAUUACUUCCAGAAAGGAGAGCCAGUGAUGUAGGUUCUGCUUCUAAGGGAGUAGUUGGGAGAUCUAGCAGCUGUGAAAGAACUGAAAGGAAGAGCGAAAAGGAAAAGGAAAAGGAAAAGGAAAAGGAAAGGGAACUCUUGAGGUCUGACAGUGCCAGGUUGUUUAGGCGUAUCCCGUCUUCCCCAUCUCUCCUCUUGAGUGGCAUGAAAAAGAGAGUGGAUUGCAUAAGGAAGAAGCCCUCAGUUGUUGGUGAUGAUAGCGAUGAAGGUCGGGUAGGAGGUAAUGGCUUCAUAAGAUCAUCCAUCAAAACAAUCAAGAAAGCAGUGAAGAUGUAGGCCCUGAUACAUAGAACUAAGUUCAUAUAGUUUGGUUGUUAUUGCUAGUGAGUGUUGGCUACCAAAAUGAGUGUGUGAAUGGUGCGCGCUUUAUUUCUGUGUAAAAUAGUGUACUAUUAUUCUUUUUGAAGGAUUUGUAAUAACAGCUUGUUGUUUGACGUAAGUAUCCUUUGGAGUUUGAAAACAUGUCCGGUUAUGUUUUACCAAGACAAAAUUAGAUCGUGCAGAAAGAUAAGAGGAAAGGUUUCUGGCACAAUUCUUUCAGUCAACAAUUUUGAAAAGACAAGUAGUUUUGUUUGUUUU